AUGAAGCAAUGGUUUGAUUAUUUUUUCGUCGUCGGAUUUGGAGUAAUGCUCGGAAUUACAAUUACCCUAAUCUGCCGCCGCCUAUUCCUCCUCCGGCAGCACCGCCGGACUUCCCCAGCGGCGACGAAUUCCACCGGAAAUCACUGUCCAAUCGCCGCCGGCGACAAUUCCGGCGUCUAUUUCAAAUGGGAAGACAAUCCGACGCUCGUAAGAGAAGCGACGGAUUAUGGAUGGCCACGAUUUGCUUUCACGGAGCUGACGUCAUCGCCGUCGCUCCGACUCGCCGCCGGCGACGAUGUGAAUUACCGGAACGCCGAGGUCGGUUGGGAGCUUCCGGAAGGUUCGGCCGAUUAUAUGCAGAGAGUCAGGCUGAAUCCUGGCAUUAAGAAAAUUUCUCCGGCGGGGGCGAUAACGGUCACCCGGGCAGCAUUGCCGUUGCCAGGGCCGCAAUCGACGGAUUCGAUUUUUCCGGCGGAGGCAUAUUUUGAGAUCACAAUUGUCCCAGGCGAAAAUGACAAUGACAACGAUAACAUCAAUGCGGCUGAAAACGAGGUUUCGUUUUCGAUGGGGCUUAUACCCGGUGGCGCUAUGCCGCUAAAAAUCCCUGGUCGCCGCCGAGGAUCCGUAGGCUUCAAUUCGGCCGGCGAUCUAUUUUUCGAUGGAAACAAACUUGCGCGGCCGAGGAAAGGCGGACGAUGGGAAGCCGCCGGGCAAGUGAUCGGGUGCGGCUACAAUCCGUCGCAAAAGCGGGUAUUUUUCACCGUAGAUUCACAUCUGGUGUACGAAGUUCAUUGCGACUCGCCGGAAUUCGGGCAUCCUCUUUACCCGGCACUCGCCUCCGACGGGGACAUUGCGGUUCUCGUCAAUCUUGGACAAUGUAUGUUCAAAUACACGGCGGCAAACAUGCAAAGAUCGCCCAAUCCUUGCAUCUUUAAUCAUCACGGGAGGUCGACAUCUUUUGGCUCCGACGACAUGUUCUCCAUCGGAAGAAUUGACUCGCAAUGGAGACAGCUAAGCACGGCGAGAAUCAGCAGCAAUGCCGCCGCCGGAAGUAGGGCUGGCGCGGCGGAGACGUCCGAUAUGGAGUCAGAAGCCGAGCUUUUCGAGAUUGUGUUGGACAUUUCGGGGCGGCGAUCGCCGGCGGUGCCGUACAAGAAAAUCUAG
Messenger RNA from Andrographis paniculata, 1164 nucleotides. RefSeq lists its product as uncharacterized. Bases 1 to 1164 code for a protein of 387 amino acids. The transcript has 2 exons. Lineage: Eukaryota; Viridiplantae; Streptophyta; Magnoliopsida; Lamiales; Acanthaceae. The record is from RefSeq and is a predicted model, not a curated record.